Candidula unifasciata is the source of this 2106-nucleotide messenger RNA. The record is from the annotation of a GenBank genome assembly. Lineage: Eukaryota; Metazoa; Mollusca; Gastropoda; Stylommatophora; Geomitridae.
AUGGCUAUAGGCACAAAUCUGCAAAUGAUUGCAGACAAAAGUCUACAACACGCACGCGAUAACAAAGAAAAGCAUAGAGUGGACAAAUCUGCACUGUACAGUGAGCUGACUACCAAAUCUUCAAUUUCUGUUAUUGAAAUCGACACCGAAAAAUCAACACGCAGAAACGCAAUAUCGCCUACAGUUUCUGACAGCAACGUCGCUGCCAAACAUUGCCCCGAAGUUGAUUUCUCGAAUGAAGAAUGCACACUAACCAACUCACAUGAUUCCCAAGAUGAAAUACAACAGGGCUCUAUGGUACCCAAUGGCGACACAGAAGCUCCGGUAAAUACUGCAAUGUCAGAAGACGAAACAAUUUAUAAUUACCACUCAAUCACAAGGGAUCCAAGUGGGAAACUGAGACUAGUAAACAACAAUAAACCGAAGUCGCAGAGCCCAGUGUCCAACUGUUCUGACAUAAACUCCCCGCCCUGUAGUCCCCAAGUUAGUCCAAAAGAAAAUGAUACAACGCGUACUGUUUCUCAGGACUUCAGCUUUCGGAACACUCACAGUGCAAGGAAUUUACAUACAGACAUCACAGAUCUUUUACACGAUCCCCUUACACUUGAUUAUAAUACUUACAUGGGUGAUGGUUCUUACAUUACUAACAACUGCCUUACAAAUCUAGACGAUGAGAUCAACGAGCGCCACCUGGCAUCUUGUGACCGAGACACACUACUACAGAAAGUUAACUACAGUACAGUCUCCAGAGCAGAAGAUUUGGAUCUAAGUGAUCAGAAACUGGAGGAAUACUUCAGUGAACUUCGCCAAUGCCUGCAGUUGACUAAUUCCCAGGAAACAGUGUAUAAGCUGGCGUGCGACGCCCAGGAUCAUGAGUUAAUGGAGCUCUUAGAGCUGGUUCUGAAGAAGAAACCACCUGUCUUAAAUGAAUCCUUAAACUUCAUUGCAAAUCCGUUAGCGAUAAUUCGACAUAGCUUAGCUGAGCCAGACCACGGCGAACAAGAAAGUCUAAACGAAGCUAGCCAAAGUCCUACCCGAAACCAGAAACAAAUAAUCAAACAGGCCACAUCAUCAGCAGCAGAAAAAGAUGAACCUCAUAGCCAGCAUCACAACCCAAAGAAGAAAACUGUAUCAGAUAGUGAAACUUGCAGUACUGCUGAAAGGAUUACCUUGAGUCAGUGUUUCAGUCAAACUUUAGACAGGGCUGAGUGCAGUCAAAGCACAGCCAAAGCCCUGAUCAGUUUGUUUGGACACAUCCUCAGCAGCCGUAGAUCAUUACAAGAACAACGAUCCACUACAGAAUCGCCUGUUUCGAUCAUCGACAAGAUUCAGUCUCUUGAUUUCCAGCGAAGCGUAGAGAAGAAAUGUAGCGGCGACACGAAAAGCGCAGCCUCUUCCAGCACACAUCCAACAGAAGAUACACACAGACAGCCACAAUAUUCAGAAAACAGUCCUGCUAAGCUCAUAGCCCAGAAGUUUCUAAGAAAACACAAUAGGAACAACGCCGAGCAAUGUAAAGACAAUAACAUGUUAGAUGUUUUAACGGAAGGAUCCGAAGAAAAUUAUGAGCUGACCAAUUCCGUGUCGGAUGUCUCCUCUGUUAAAGCAACACCUACAGCGCCAAGUAAAGGCUGCAACAGCGGGGCUGAAUCUUAUGCAGGGGCAGAACUACCAAACACGAAGAUCAUCUCACGCGAACAUCCAGAAGCUGGUCCGGUGAAGGAUCUGAGGACAUGCCAGAAAACUCGGGCUCCACUGUCACCGGAGAAGACAACGAAGUUGUGUCCUGUGUUGGAGAGAGAUGAGACGUAUACGGCUCAGGGAAUGGAACCUUGCCUGAGGCCGCUCAGUUUAGAGAAAGAAGGCACGUGUUCUGACGGUGACAACGUGCGAGGAGCAGCAGCCAAAGAAAGUAGACCCCACAGAGACUCGCUAGCCCCGGCAGAUCGCAAAUACCCGGCCCCUAUUGUCGAACUCUUCCGAGAUCAAGACGAGUACUUAAAAAAGUUGAAGGAAGUGCGCGAGAAAUUUGAGAUGAGUAUUCAAGCCCUUAGCAACGAAAGAAAGAACAGACUUGCGGAAGAAGAACGGCAACAAAAUAAAUAA